GGUUAGGGUUAGGGUUAGGGUGAAACUAUUGCCAGAGUUAGGUCAAAAUUUUAGAAUCUUCUUUUUGGCAGCGUCUCUCGUGAUAAGGGACGAGGGGGGGGUGCCGCGUUCCAUAAAGGGAAGGUCUGCUUGUAGUUUGCUGCAUUCGCAGCCCGGGUGGGGGGGGGGUGGGUCCAGUCCAUUUGGUUUUAAUGUUUAAACUUGUUAUGCAUAAAAUUCUAUCUGGUUUCAUCAUGAAACCAGUUGUCUUGUAACCAGUUUCCUCUGUCAUAUUAGAAACAUUUAGCCAGAAUUGCGCUUUAAUGUAACUAGUUUGACUAGGGCUAGCUCCCGUUGAAACCAGAUUGUUUAAACAGAUAAUUUUUUUAUCUGGUUACAUCAUGUAACCAGUUGUCUUCCAGCCUUUUUUGUCGAUGUAACCAGAUGCAUGCAACCAGAAUUGAGUUUUAUGAAAGAGUGUCAAUAAUAUAAAACGAGUUUCAAUAAGGCUAGCUCUCGUUCAAACCAGAUUGUUUAAAUAGAUAUUUUUUUUAUCUGGUUACAUCAUGUAACCAGUUGUCUUCCAGCCUUUUUUGUCGAUGUAACCAAAUGCAUGCAAUCAGAAUUGAGUUUUAUGAAAGAGUGUCAAUAAUAUAAAACGAGUUUCAAUAAGGCUAGCUCUCGUUCAAACCAGAUUGUUUAAAUAGAUAAUUUUUUUAUCUGGUUACAUCAUGUAACCAGCUGUCUUCCAGUCUAUUUUGUCGAUGUAACCAGAUGCAUGCAACCAGAUGCAUGCAACCAGAAUUGAGUUUUAUGAAAGAGUGUCAAUAAUAUAAAACAAGUUUCAAUAAGGCUAGCUCUCGUUCAAACCAGAUUGUUUAAAUAGAUAAUUUUUUUAUCUGGUUACAUCAUGUAACCAGUUGUCUUCCAGUCUAUUUUGUCGAUGUAACCAGAUGCAUGCAACCAGAUGCAUGCAACCAGAAUUGAGUUUCAUGAAAGAGUGUCAAUAAUAUAAAACGAGUUUCAAUAAGGCUAGCUCUCGUUCAAACCAGAUUUUUUAAAUAGAUAAUUUUUUUAUCUGGUUACAUCAUGUAACCAGUUGUCUUCCAGUCUAUUUUGUCGAUGUAACCAGAUGCAUGCAACCAGAUGCAUGCAACCAGAUGCAUGCAACCAGAAUUGAGUUUUAUGAAAGUGUGUCAAUAAUAUAAAACGAGUUUCAAUAAGGCUAGCUCUCGUUCAAACCAGAUCGUUUAAACAGAUAAUUUUUUUAUCUGGUUACAUCAUGUAACCAGUUGUCUUCCAGUCUAUUUUGUCGAUGUAACCAGAUGCAUGCAACCAGAAUUGAGUUUUAUGAAAGAGUGUCAAUAAUAUAAAACGAGUUUCAAUAAGGCUAGCUCUCGUUCAAACCAGAUUUUUUAAAUAGAUAAUUUUUUUAUCUGGUUACAUCAUGUAACCAGUUGUCUUCCAGUCUAUUUUGUCGAUGUAACCAGAUGCAUGCAACCAGAUGCAUGCAACCAGAAUUGAGUUUUAUGAAAGAGUGUCAAUAAUAUAAAACGAGUUUCAAUAAGGCUAGCUCUCGUUCAAACCAGAUCGUUUAAACAGAUAAUUUUUUUAUCUAGUUACAUCAUGUAACCAGUUGUCUUCCAGUCUAUUUUGUCGAUGUAACCAGAUGCAUGCAACCAGAAUUGAGUUUUAUGAAAGAGUGUCAAUAAUAUAAAACGAGUUUCAAUAAGGCUAGCUCUCGUUCAAACCAGAUCGUUUAAAUAGAUAAUUUUUUUAUCUGGUUACAUCAUGUAACCAGUUGUCUUCCAGUCUGUUUUGUCGAUGUAACCAGAUGCAUGCAACCAGAAUUGAGUUUUGUGAAAGAGUGUCAAUAAUUACCCUGGGUACCAGACUCACUAUAUAAAAUAAUAGAGAGUCUGGUUUAGUGCGCCCCAUUCUCGUUCGGGCGAACUUACUUGAAAGAACUGAAGUCUAUUUAACAGACUAGGCCUGUGAAACAAGACUGUCGGAUAAAUAACAAAGAUACUCAGUAGUCGGAGGAGUUUUGGGAAAUCUUAAAGCCAAUGUAUUUUAUAUAGUUCUGUAAAGUUGACAUUAUUAAUACAGUGAUAACAGACUUUUCUGCCUCAAGAUUCCAAUCAAAUCAGGUGUAAAACGCCUUGGCAGCAAAAAGCAUAUGCGAAGCAUGAAAUUAAAGUUAGCACAAUGCAGUUACUAAAUGUUAAUCAUUGUUAAAUUUAGCAUACAACUUAAAAUAAGACUUUUGUAAUUUUCCACAUAAAUUAAGUGUACUUUCAGUCUACUUCCUCACUGUGAAGGCAGCGCGCUUGGACACCGCGGCGGUUAGAAUCAUCACGUUGGAAGUUCGCCACAGCAAAUAUGGCCAAUAUGACAAGCGAAGCCCCGUAUGCCGGGGAAAAUAUUAGCCAUAACUGAUUUACUUGUGUUUGUUGUUGUUUGUUCUCGGCGCCUUGCGGUGUUUCUUAUUUACUGCAUUUCACUACAAGGCCUAAUUUCUUUGCAAUGAGAGGCACUGCCUGAAAUAUCAGAGACUUUCCAAAGUCAGUUGGCAAUAUGGCGAAGGUGUCUCUUCUCUCUACAAACAAGGCUUUCAAUGUUGUUCUGUGUUAAGUCCCACAACAUGCGGAAAAUAUUCUUUGAGUACAGUUUUAACAGCAUCUUCAAACUAAAUCGUUACAGUCGCUAGCAUUUAUUUAUGUUGUGUUCUGUUCAAUGUUUUACACCAGAGCUAAGUUUAUUGUUUCGCUGUGACCUUUGAACGUACAGAAAUCUGUACACUCGCUCCUGAUUGGUUAAUAUAAGCACACCAGAACGAGAAUGGGGCGCACUAGACCAGACUCUCUAUUUUAUUUCAUAUAUAGUGAGUCUGGUACCCAGGGUAGUCAAUAAUAUGAAACGAGUUCAAUAAGGCUAGCUCUCGUUCAAACCAGAUCGUUUAAAUAGAUAAUUUUUUUAUCUGGUUACAUCAUGUAACCAGUUGUCUUCCAGCUUGUUUUGUCAAUGUAACCAGAUGCAUGCGACCAGUACUGAAAGCGGGUAAUCUAAAUGUUUGACCAAUUGAUUUUUUAAGACUUUUUCAUAUAACUUUGAAAAUGUAUUGAGAACACUUACUGGGCGGAAAUUUCUUUCUAAUGUACGAAUUGAUUCCCCUUUAUCUAGUGGGCAAACUGCCGCUUUUUGCAUCGUUUGAGAAAACGAAAAUUUCGAAUGCUACAGUUUAUUGGACAUUAAAAAUGAAAGUGAAAAUAGGCCUGUAAAGGGAGGGGGUUGCUUUCUCCAUGUAUACUUUUGGUUAUAGUUCUUUUGUGACAUAAGCAAUUGAUAAUCUGCAUUUACAUAUGAACAGCUACAUUAAAACAUAUGAAAGAUGAGGAAUUACUUACCAACACGACGACACACCUCUUGCAAUUUAUUUUCGGUCUCCAGAGAUAUCCCGAGAAUUUCAGACAUCAGCUCCCCGGCCACCGGAAUCCGCUGGAUUUCGACCAAAUUGGCCAAAAUCCUUUGAAAAACUAGGACCGUUUCUGCAAUAUCUUCCAUUUUCAAUAUAUUUGGAUACCAAGCAAUAUCGACGAAUCGACGGGUCGAAGAGAAGCUGCUCGAAGUCAACUCCACGUGCGACUAACAGUUCGUUCGAUGGUUGACAGUUAUGACGUGAUUCGAAUAAGAACAAAUGAAAACAUCAAAACACGAAACAAUACUUUGAGGAAGUAGCUCUUACCGUGAAUUCUUAAUGGCUUGAGAUCCUCACCUGUGAAAAAGAUACCUUCUCCGAAUAACCCUUCCCUCAAAAUGAACCCCCUCUUGCCAGAUAGGUACCCACCUCCUUAGCCGUAUUGUUCUCAGGACAAAGAAAAAUUUGCGCGCUAAAAAUUAUUUUUUAAACGCUGAAUUUAAAACAGAGAAGGGGUGAUAGUGUAGAGAACAGUAUUUGUAGCAAAACAUCAUAAUUUCCUUUUAUUGAAUCAGCAUAUUUUUCCUGCAGGAUCAAACAAUUGUCACUCGUCGAAGAACGACAUGGAUUCAAAUUUUCAUGGCAAGUUGUUUCCUUAUCGUUGAUUAUUUACAAUAGAAAGGAUGUUUUCUCACAGAUUGAUGGUCGAAACAUAUACUUUUGCAACAAGAUUUUUUCAACACGAUUGCAUUUUGUAAUCAGUUUUCUUGUAAUCAGUUUUCUUGCAACCAGUUUCCUUUUUAUACAUGUAACCAGAAUAUUUUUAUUUAGAACCUACCAAAAUUCUGGACAGAGAUCUGUUUGAAAUUGAUGGAAAUCAAUACGUGGCACUGGCGGACGUUAAAACAGAUUUCCAGCACAUGACUGGAUCAGCCUUCAAAACCAUGCUCCACCGAAUGGGUAUAAGGGCUAGAUUAGCCCAAGGGACGAUAUGUGCAAAGCUGCAGUCACGUUUUGGAAAACAGAAAGGGGACACUGGCUGAUAGAUAUGGGAGAUUUUCAAAAACUUAACAGCAAACACAAACAGCAAAUCUUCAAACAGCUCCAAAGCACCACAACGAUUGAAGCAAACGAUAAAAUUUCAACGAAUGAAAUGUGCGGGGAGGCCACAAACUCCAUGACUGAUGUGGAAGAUGUUAGAAUGGAAGACUACAGCGUUAAUUACCGAGAUCCACACAAUAGUACACAUGAAGCUGUUAAUAAUGAGUUUCCGAAAAUUGCUGAAUUCUACAGCAAGGUAAUCAAUCCAGAACGGCCCACUGGAAAAAUUGCAGAGGCAACAGUGAAAAAGAUCAUUGGUAAAGCAAAAGAAUUCUUUAUUUUUGUUGCAGAGACAGAAACACGGAGUCCAAACAUUGAAGAUUGCCUCAACACGAAAAAAGUGGAUGCUUUCGUGCAAACGCGAUUGGCCAAACCCUUAAGCUACGGCACGGUGGCAGGCUAUGUACAAUCGAUUUUAUAUAUUGCCAAAUAUGUGAAGAGAAAUAGCGGAAACCUUAUGGAAAUAAAAGAGAUUGUGCAGCUGAAAAGAAUACAGUCUCAGCUGCAGAGAGAGUACGAAAAGGAGAGAAGGAGAAAAAAUACAAAUACCGACAGAAAAAAAAACUAUUACUGGGGACAAGCAAUGGAACUAUUAAAGAAAAUGAAAUAUGAAUUGGAAACAUUUUGUGGCACGAGAAUAGAUAAGGCAAGAUUGUAUCAUGAUUUCUUAAUUCUUUUAAUGUUUGCCACUGUUAAUCCGGCAAGAAACACUGACAUGAUAAGACUUAAAAUAGUGCAAGAGAAGGAUGAAGAGCGAGAUAGAAAUAACAACUAUCUUAUAUUCAAGGAAGAUGGCACAGUGGAAUUGGAAAUAAACAUUUUUAAAACCUCUUCGACUUAUGGGUGCAAUCGGAUCUCGGUUUCGAGCGUCGAUUAUUUAGAGCGCUAUUUGCGAACAUUUAUAGAUAAGAAAGGAGGAUACUCCUUAAAGAUAAGAAACACGACUUUCUUUUCAUGCGUAAAAGUGGAGAGCCAUUUGAAAGUUCCGAAUCAUUUACAGUUUAUCUCUCCAAGUCAUUCUCACAACAUUCGGAUGAUCAAUUGCAUGUAACUACAGGAACCCUUCGUAAAAGUUUAGUUAACUGGGUUCUGUCUGAGGAAAAGGACAAAAACAUAGAAGCAGCUAUCGCAAGACUUAUGUCACACAGUCAGAGAACUCAGAGACUAAGAUACUAUACCAUGGAAACCGAAAACAAAAUUAAAAAGGGUGUAAGACACUUGGCAGAUAAUACAGCUAACUGUUAGGGAUUCGUCGAAAAUUGUCCUGUUGGAACUACCCCAUUAGAGAUCAAAUUGUUGCUCUAAUUACAAAUGAUUCGACUUUGGCUGUUCCAAACAUUUUAGUAGGUAAGGUAAUCGAUGUGAACUACGACGAGAAAACUGUAUUAAUGGCCGAGAUGGAAGAGACUGACGAAAG
This is a messenger RNA of Rhopilema esculentum, 5915 nucleotides long. NCBI's taxonomy places the organism in Eukaryota, Metazoa, Cnidaria, Scyphozoa, Rhizostomeae, Rhizostomatidae. The record is from RefSeq and is a predicted model, not a curated record.